AUGAAGUUCAAACCCUUUGUGACUUCUGACCAGAGCAAUGCACCUUCCCACAUUCGAAGGAAGAUUAUAUCUUCUCUUUCCAAAGAGCUGAGACAGAAGUAUGAUGUUCGAUCCAGGCACAUCCGAAAGGAUGAUGAAGUUCAGGUUGCUCAAGGACAUUACAAAGAGCAGCAAAUUGGCAAAGCAGCCCCGGUCUACAGGAAGACAUAUGCCAUCCACAUUGAACGAGUGCAAUGGGAGAAAGCUAACGGUACAACUGUUCAUGGGGGCAUUCACCCCAGCAAGGUGGUGAUCACUAGGCUAAAGCUGGAUAAAGGCUGUGAAAAGAUCCUUGAACAUAAAGCCAAAUCUCUUGAAGUAGGAAAGGAAAAGGGCAAAUACAAGGAAGAAACAAUUGAAAAGAUGCAGGAAUAAAGUAAUAUUAUAUACAACUUCCAUUACAAACUUAAAA
Pipistrellus kuhlii (Kuhl's pipistrelle) is the source of this 451-nucleotide messenger RNA. Its product is annotated as 60S ribosomal protein L26-like. Lineage: Eukaryota; Metazoa; Chordata; Mammalia; Chiroptera; Vespertilionidae. Bases 1 to 414 code for a protein of 137 amino acids. Gene Ontology annotation, cellular component: cytosolic large ribosomal subunit. Gene Ontology annotation, molecular function: RNA binding; structural constituent of ribosome. The transcript has a single exon. The record is from RefSeq and is a predicted model, not a curated record. Gene Ontology annotation, biological process: cytoplasmic translation; ribosomal large subunit biogenesis.